AUGGAGGUUGUCCAAAAGUGCUGGAGUCACAUCAUUCUGUCGAGCUGGAAUUACGUAAGCAUGGAGUUCAGGACAACAUUCGUAAACAGUAAUCAAUUCGGAGCAUUGCCAGUGGGAGGUUCCGCUGUUGCUCGUUGCAGCACGGCUGCCUUCUGCUCCAAAUCCUAUCCAGAUAUCAUGCAGGCUGAGCUUCAAGCUACUCAGAGCAACCGCAGUGUCGGUCAGCCAUCAGUGCAUCGAAAGCCUGGGAACCAUGUUGGUCGUCUUCAUCGGAUAGCCAGUAUUCCCGCGGAGAAAGGUCAAGGUCCCUUCACCAGCACGGAACAACAACGGCAACGACGGGACAAGGCUGACAGAAAGAGACGAUCAUCUAUGGUGACCGUUCGCGGGCGAUGCCAAUGCGGAAAUAUCUGUCCUGGCUUCGCAGUCAGUUUCAAAUGCCCUGGCGGUGCUAUUAACGUCGGCCCAGCGCUGCGCAGCUCGAACGCAGAUAACCGCAGACUCGCAAUUAUGGAAUUGAACUCUGCACCGCCUUCUGAACACACUUCAUCGCUGGACAAUAUCAUGUCGGGUCAGAAUCAGAUACGGUCACUCAACAGAAACAACUCAUUAUCUUCAAGGCGAGGUAUUCGCAGAAACAGACGCUCAAGCAAUCCACGUGUUGUGAAUCCAGCGCUCGUGGCACCGCCAGAUGUAGCACCUUCAUCCUAUACGAAUUUGACCCCAUAUCCGGCCCAUCGAAGUGGCACUCAUGAUGAUAUUCCCACUCGCCCUAUCUCGCCCAUCGACGCGCAAGAAGCCAUGAGCCAAUAUCUUUUCUCCACUCCUGAACUUCAGCCUGCUUAUGAAGGCAGAGGAGAUGCGGAGCAGAAGCCGCAAUUUGCGCUUGAAGCGAGCGACCGCGCACCGCGGACCUUCCGCACCCUCAACUCUCGAGUCCCCAUCAUUACAAUCAGGGUUGGAGUGGGUCACAACUUCACCUUCCACCGACACAGUAGUCCAAAGCAAGGACGCAGACACGGAAAUCGCCAGCCCGGUGAUCCAUACCUUGCAGAUGGCUUGGCCAGCAACCAACCUUCAACCGCAGCCUUUCCAGAUAACUUAUGGCGGGCACCUCCAGUUAGUGCAACAACACACACCCAAGUGUCACGGGCGUCUCCUAUCCCUACGUUCUCUCCGGACAUGCCGUACAUGUUUUUCGAUUCAGCUCUUCACGGUGCUGCUGGACCACCACCUUCCCUUCCAAAAGCUCUUCAGCCACCCCGCCGGUCCCCUGCUCCAGGAUCAUUGCUGUCCUCUGCGCCAGCGCCCGCCACUUCCACAUCAGUGCAAGCAGCAGGUGUCCCAAUAAUGUCAUCGCCGGCGGCGAACACACCAGUGUCGAUAUCAUCCGCUUCGACGUCCCCUGAGACCAUGAUGUUGACAGUCCCCCUGGUCCCUUCAUCGCCUGCCCAAAUAACUGGACCACCGGCACACUACCAACAAGAAACUCGACCAUUUUCUACUCCCCUGACUACCACAAUGAAUCAUCCUAUUACACCAAUCUCUCCACCUCCCCGUCCUCCCCGUAUGUCCUCCCCUCCUAGGAAAAACAACUAUCCCGAUCUUGCCCAAAAUUACCCAUCAAUCCAUGGUGUCCAACUGUCUCCGGCGGCGCCUAGUGAGAUGCAGUCUAUCGUGUCUGAGGCUAUCCCCCAGUCUCCCAUAGAGCUCGAGUCUCCACAAGCCACUCAAAUCCAAGUUCGCCACACAAGACAGCGUACCUCAUACGAUAGCGGCAAAUCUAGUGUGAGAUCUCGACCUCUUCCUACGCCACCUACGGUCAAUCGAUCUUUAUCACAAGGUUCUGUGGUAACUUCGUCAUCCGUUCGUUCCCAGACAACACGGCUCAGCGGUAUGAGCGAUUCUAUUUACAGCAAUAGUUCGCAUCCAACGCGGCGAGUAUCGGAUAGUGCAUACGAUGAUGAUUUCGUGAGCCAACAGAUUGAAGGUCCAAAAACUCCUCCGGGCGAUGAUCCCAUUAUGUUUUCAUCUCCGGAGAAGAUUUCCUCGUUAUCGUCCUCACCACCCUCACAUAACCACUUCCGUGAACCUUCCAGCGUCAUAUCCUCUAAUCCUCCUUCCCCUCCACCAAAAGAAUUACCCGCCAUACCUAUCGCUCCGCUCUCUCCAACCCGGGGAGAUACCAUUGAUGACCUGGUUGCUGUGGUGGAUGAUGCCAUGGAUGACAUGGGAUUAAACAGUGUGGCGCCCUCAUAUGCUGCGCAAGCCUCUUGGUACGAAAACGAUAACCCUCCCGAUUCCAGCGAACCCACUGUUGAACUUCGUCAAUA
This is a messenger RNA of Cantharellus anzutake, 2333 nucleotides long. RefSeq lists its product as uncharacterized. The record is from RefSeq and is a predicted model, not a curated record. The annotation marks the transcript as partial. NCBI's taxonomy places the organism in Eukaryota, Fungi, Basidiomycota, Agaricomycetes, Cantharellales, Hydnaceae. The transcript has 6 exons.